AUGGCUGCUCCGAAGAAGCCUCUGAUGCUAAUUUUGAUAAUAUUUUUCGAUAUUUUUGUAAGCGAAAAUGUUGCUGAAGGCGUCACCAGGGAGGAAGCCGAGCAGCUGCGAGAUGAGGUGCGUGAGAUGUUUUAUCAUGCAUUUGAUGGAUACAUGGAGCAUGCAUUUCCACAUGAUGAAUUGAAGCCCUUAUCGUGCGGAGGUGAAGAUACACUUGGAGGAUAUGCAUUAACAUUGAUUGAUUCAUUGGACACACUGGCUUUGUUUGGCGAUCAAGAGCGGUUUUCUACAUCUGUUGAAUGGAUUGGUAAAAAUCUUCGAUUUGAUAUUAAUAAGACUGUAUCUGUAUUUGAAACUACAAUAAGGAUACUUGGAGGCCUACUCUCUACUCAUCUCAUUGCCAGCGAUUAUAAGACGGGAAUGAGUGUACCCUCAUAUGAUGAUGAAUUACUUAACUUGGCGGAGGAUUUAGCCCGUCGAAUGCUACCUGCAUUCGAUACUCCAACAGGAAUUCCUUUUGGGUCAGUAAAUCUUAUGCAUGGAGUAGAUGAAAAUGAAAGCAAGGCAAACCCUCUUUGGAUUCUCUUCACCCUCUUAACGUACUAUAUAUUUCCUAUAUCAAUAACAUCAACAGCUGGUGGUGGAACCCUGACAUUGGAAUUUGGGGUACUCAGCCGCUUGAUAAAUGAUCCUAUUUUUGAACAGGUCACCAAGAAUGCAGUUCGAGGACUGUGGGCUCGUCGUUCAAAAAUUAACCUUCUUGGUGCCCAUAUUGAUGUUUUUUCUGGUGAAUGGACUCAGAAGGACGCUGGAAUAGGAACUAGUAUAGACUCUUUCUAUGAGUAUCUGCUGAAGGCUUAUAUAUUAUUUGGUGAUGAAGAGUAUCUUUUCAUUUUCCAAGAAGCAUACAGAGCUGCUAUGCUCUAUCUGUUUAAUGAUCCUUGGUAUGUGGAGGUAAACAUGAAUUCUGCUGCCCUUGUUUGGCCAUUAUUUAAUAGCCUGCAGGCUUUCUGGCCUGGACUUCAGGUACUUGCUGGGGAUAUUGAGCCUGCAAUUAGAACUCAUUCUGCCUUCUUUAGUGUCUGGAAGCGGUAUAAUUUCACUCCAGAGGGUUUCAAUCUGGCCACUUUCAAAGUGCAGCAAGGUCAGAAAAGCUACCCAUUACGUCCAGAACUAAUCGAAAGCACGUAUUGGUUGUACAAAGCUACACGAAACCCCAGAUAUCUUGAUGUCGGACGAGAAAUGCUUGCCAGUUUACAGUUGGCUCGAUGCACAUGCGGAUAUUGUCAUAUAUCGGAUGUUGAGUUUCACCAGCAUGAAGAUCACAUGGAAAGCUUCUUCUUAGCUGAGACUGUUAAAUACCUUUGGUUGCUAUUUGAUUUGGCUGCUGGUCCAGAUAACCUAGUUGAGACUGGCCCAUACAAAUAUAUCUUCAGCACUGAAGGCCACUUACUUCCCGCAACUCCACCUAUAUCUUUAGCAAGUGGAAAUUCUUCAUACCUUGGAGCAUACUGUAAAAGUCGCUACCCGGGACAAGAAAUAUGUGCUUCAGAUAAUAUAAACGACUAUGGUUUUCAAAAUAGUUCAGAAUCUUUUACAGAUGCCAUGAAUUAUUUAGUUCAUCCCAGUUUCCAAAACUCGGCUGCCUCGAGACUAUUUAAGGGGUUCUUAACUCAGGGACAAAUCUAUGGCCUGUCAUAUGUCAUCUUAGAUCAAAAUCCUGCACUCGAGUUGCCAAGUGGCCCUACAGAGGACGAUGACGUGGCGAGCAAUUCACCUGAUUUACUAGUUUCAAACCAGAGCUCUGAAAAUUCUCCACUAACUGAUGUUGAUCAUGAUCCAGAAGAUAAUCACAGAGCAGCACCCCUUCUUCUGGAAAUUAGAACUCCAGAAAUUUAUGAUCAUGAUAACGAACCAAGCGGCCCUACAGAGCAUGAUGGUGUUGUGGAAAAUUCACCUGAUUUAGUAGUUUCAAUUAACAGCCCUGAAAAUUCUCCACCGACUGAUGUCGAGCAUGAUCCACAAGAUAAUCAUGGAGCACCUCUUCUGGAGAUUAGACCUCCGGAAUUUUUUGUCAAUGAUAACGAGUUGCCAAGCGGCCCUACAGAGGAUGAUGAUGUGGUGGACAAUUCACUUGAUUUAGUAGUUUUGAACCAGAGCUCCGAAGAUUCUCCACUGACUGUUGUCGGUCAUCAUCCACAAGAUAAUCAUAGAGCACCCCUUCUGGAAAUUAGAACUACAGAAACGUUAGUUAACGAUACAAACGAGAAGACUGAGGUGACCGAGAGCUAA
Striga hermonthica is the source of this 2292-nucleotide messenger RNA. NCBI's taxonomy places the organism in Eukaryota, Viridiplantae, Streptophyta, Magnoliopsida, Lamiales, Orobanchaceae. The record is from the annotation of a GenBank genome assembly.